Messenger RNA from Microthlaspi erraticum, 396 nucleotides. The record is from the annotation of a GenBank genome assembly. NCBI's taxonomy places the organism in Eukaryota, Viridiplantae, Streptophyta, Magnoliopsida, Brassicales, Brassicaceae.
AUGCAUCGGCAUCAUCAUCGCCACCAAAAUUUCCUAGCACCAGAAAAAUCUCAUUGUCCCACAACUGUUGCUCGAAGAAUUUGCCCACAUCCCAUGGACAAGACUCAAAAUCUUCGUCCAAAAAACAAAGGAUCAGGUGGAAUUUCGGGAUCCCAGAAAUAUUCUCCAGCGAGACACAAAUCCGGCAACGAAUACGGUUCCGGAAACAAACUCUCAAGCGACUCUUCUCUGAUUGACGACUUUCUCUCCGGCGAUAGCUCGAUUAGUUCAGUCUCGAGCUCUGUUUUAUACUCUGUCUCUGGAUCGUUAGCGUUGAAUCGAAGAACAGAGGUCGGAGAAUGGGGGCUCUGGCGAGAGUCUUUCCCGGAAUCGCAGUUGGAAACCGUUUCUAGAUAG